Molecule: messenger RNA, 5049 nt
Organism: Colletotrichum higginsianum IMI 349063
Lineage: Eukaryota; Fungi; Ascomycota; Sordariomycetes; Glomerellales; Glomerellaceae
Product: CNH domain-containing protein
Exons: 3
Coding region: 1-5049 (1682 amino acids)
Molecular function (GO): guanyl-nucleotide exchange factor activity
Source: RefSeq, a predicted model, not a curated record
AUGUCUUUCCGAGGCGACGGCCAGCGCCGCUACGGCCAUACCCCUCCCGUUCAAUACCCCACACCCGAACAGUCGCAAGACCAGUCUGCUUACCUCGGCCGACGCCCGAGUUUCAACAACGGCGACGACGCUGCCAUGUUCGACCAGACCCGCGCGCAAUCCCGGGGUCACCAGCCGUCGGGCUCGAGAGGCGAGGACGAGCUCUUCUUGACGAGCCCGACUAGCUCGAGCCAUUCCGGCGGCCGCCACAGCUAUGGCUCAACCAACAAUGCGCUCUCUGGUUACCAGCAUCAGUACCAGGCUUCAUCGCCCCCGACGUCUUCUCAUUCCAGCUACAAUCCCCAAGCCUUUGCUCGGACGCCGUCGACGGCCUCGACGUCUCUGCCAUACCACCCAGCUCCCCCGAGCCGGUAUGGGUCCGCCGCUUCGCCAACCUCAUACACGGCUCCUCCCCCCUCCAACUACACCCCGGCGGCAUACAACCCGGCGGCCUACGCGAGCACGGCAGCCCCUCAGCGGCAGCCGACGUAUUCCGGCUACAAUAACUACAGUCAAGGCUACGGUUCCCCGACUGCCGUCCAUUCCUCCUCGGGGUUUGGGCAGUCGCCCGCUUCUUCGUACCAGUCCACGUUCCAAUCCGUACAGGCGCCUUCAUCAGCAUCGGCCUACGAAUCAUCCUACUCGCAAUCCUACAGUAACAGUUACAACUCGUACCCAACGAACGGCACCGGUCCCGCAGCACCGUAUCCGUCGGACGACUUUCAGACACCGUAUCCGAUCCAGUCGUCGAUGCCCGUCGGACCAGGCUACACAGAUCCAUCGGCCUUUUACAGUAGACCACCGCGAUCCGACUCAGCGGCGUCUCCGGUCUCUUCACCGCAGAUUCAACAGCAACACUCGCCAGGCCUGCAACGCCAUCCCACAAACGCCCCUUUGCCCAGCCGGCCGAUGAACGAACACACCUGGGACCCGAGCGCCAUCACUCCCACAGACGAGGACCAAGCUCAGCUACAAGACAACAUUAUACAAGACAUCGAGGCUGAGUUGGGUGGCCGGCACCGUCCUCUUCCGAUUAACGGCGGACAGUUCUCCGACGACGAGCUGCAAGGCCUACGGAGAUACAACUCGGACUUGGCCAACACGAACAUGUCGCAUUCAUCGGCUGCGUCCAACGUCAACAGGGCUCCGAUUCCCACCUUCGAUUACGAUGAUGACGAUGACGACCCGGAAGGAACUGCAGGAGUUCUGGCUAUGCAACAGGCGGAACUAGACGACAGGAGAUUCAGCAGCUUGCCACCCUUUAUCCCGCACGAUCUCCCAGCCCCCUCGAACCGCCUUCCGCCGCCGCCUGAGGAGCAGAGCGACGACACCGACUACGGCGGCAUGGAUCUGGGUGCACUUGCUGGCGGUUAUGCCGGGAGCCUGGCCUACGGCAACGAGGUGCCAACCCAGGAUGGAUCCCGGCCACUACCGAACCCCAACGACUACGCCGGAGCAUCCCCGUUCACGGAUGCGGGGGUCGACUACGGUGGUACUGGUGGCUUGCAGGCUCCAUCCGCUCACCGACUGAGCUUUGAUGAGGGCGAUGAGCCGGCGUCUCUCCACUCGAAACAGAGUGGCAGCGAUUCACCCUAUAAGGAAGACUACCCGGAUAUAUUCUACCACCCUGGAUUGUCAAACAGGCCGCUUCCAGCCCUCCCAGGCGGCCCGGAAAGCGAUUCAAGCUCUUUGCUUUCUGUCCACCCCACAACCCGCAGUCAUCAUGCCCACUCACUCAGCACUGACUCACGAACCCUUCACGACGGCGGCUCUGACUACUACGGCGGCUCGACGGGCCUCAACUCACCCUUUCCGGAGCGUUCUAUAUCCCUAUCGAGCCACAGCCACACCCCGCAGGUGCAGGCACCGGUCCGGUCACGAACAGAUGCGGCGGAAGAGCGGAGGAAGAUGGCCAGAUACCAGACCCAGCAACAGCAGCUCGCGGCGCAAAAUGGACUGCCAUACGACGGCUACGAGUCUGGGACGCCAUCUUCGAUGACGUAUGAUAUGAUCACGCUACCCAGCGGCCGGAAGAGGAAGUUUGUUCCGUCAAAACUCACGUCUGGUGACCUCAGAAGGUGCUCUGAGCCGUGGGCUUUGAGUGGAAUCGCGUCUUGGAUUCGCGAGAUGGCCGAUGGAGAGCCAGAUUUGAAACAAAAGACUGUUGAGGAGGCACUCCUCAAGCUGUUCACAGCCAAGGUCCCCACCAUUAACGUUGCUGACGCUGAGCUUCUCAGUGGCCUCGUGUCGCAGCUCAUGUUGGACGCCGGAGUUCUCGUUCCCGAGGAAGAAUGGGUCAAGUUCGGCAAUGGCACUGUGUCUGGGGUCUUGCCGCAACUGACGGGCUCUGGCUGCUAUGCACCAAAGCUCCACGAGGACGACUCUCAGUCGGGGCGCUGCUACUCGCACCAGUGCAUGAGGACGCUGAAGAAGGCCAACCUGGACGAGAUGCUUCUCGAAGAAGCCAAGCCGGCCGACUGGAACGUGCACUACAAGAUUCAAGAAGCCGAACUUGCCGAAAAGCCGAAGAAGGAAAUAGAGCGUCAGCACGUGUUGCAUGAAAUCGUGAACAGUGAGGAAUACUUCAUCAGCCAGCUCGAGGUUCUACGGGUAUUGUAUCGAGACCAUUUGCGGAACAGCCAGCCUCCCAUCAUCCCACCCAACAAGAUUGAUAAGUUCCUUCAGAUUGUGUUUGGCAAGGCCGAUGCUGUUCAGCUCGUCAACAAGGACAACCUUUUGGCGCAGUUGAAGUACCGUCAACAGGAACAAGGACCGUGGAUCACGGGGUUCUCCGACCUCUUCCGCGAGUGGAUUCGAAAGGCCAAGGAUGUGUACAUCGACUAUGCAUCCCAGUUCCCCUACGCCGAGUACAUGGUGCGCAAGGAGUCUGAUCGCAACCUCCUCUUCCGCACCUUUCUCGAGCAAGUCAUGAGGCACAAGCGCUCCGAGCGCCUGGGAUGGCAGCAUUUCCUCAAGACACCCAUCACGCGGUUACAGCGAUACUCGCUCCUGCUUGAGACCGUCGAGAAGAAGACGCUGCGGGACGACGAAGAGAAGGCCAAUUUGGCAAGAGCAAUCGCAGAGAUUCGCAACGUCACAAUGGAGUGCGACACCAAGGUCGCCGAGAUGCAGAAGAAGGUGGAGAUGAUGGAGCUCAACAACAUGCUCGUCCUUAGGCCAGGGUUUCACUCGGUCCUCAACCUUGACCAUCUUGGCCGGGAGCUCAUUAAACAGGGUGAUUUGCAGAGAAUGGGUUCCAAGGGUGUCAGAUGGGUGGACACGCAUGCGUUGCUGUUUGACCACUACUUCAUCCUCGCAAAGGUGGUGACUCCCAAAGACGUCCGAGGAGAGAAGAAGUUUGACGUGUCGAAAGAACCCAUCCCCAUGCCUUUGCUCUUCCUUGACACCAUGAACGAUGACCCAAUCUCGAAGCAGAAGGGCAUAACUGCUCCGUUAGCUCGGACGGGAGGCGGUUCAGAUACUAGGCUGAACAAGGUCGCCACCAACGGUACUGAUCGCCCCGGCUUGGAGCAUGUUGCGACCAGCUCGUCGAUAGCCUCAUCUACGACGGCCAGGCUCACGCCGACCAUGUCCAACGAUCCCGAGGGUAAGAUCCUCUAUCCUUUCAAGAUCAAGCAUCUGGGCCACGAGACGUACAUCCUUUACGCCACAUCAGCCCAGAGCCGGGCGGAAUGGGUGGAGAAGAUCAUCGAAGCCAAGACGAGGCAUGCGAAGGCGCUGCACUCGCAAAAUGCCGAGCCCUUCCGCCUUCGUGUGCUUGCAGACAGCGCGUUCGUUUAUGAUGCGGCGGCAGCUAUUGGCAGACAACCAGGCGUUCCCAUCCGGGGCACCCCUCUUGACCGAGCAGUCCGUGAGAUCGAGGAGGUUUACGGGCCUGGUAGAGGGCCCGCUCCGGUUUGCAGGGCACAGGUCAACUGCGCUUGCGGCUUCAAUGCAUUCGGAAAGUCCAUCAUCGCCAUUGGAACGGACUACGGCGUGUUCAUCUCGGAUGCCACGAAUCCUCGCGGUUGGAUGAAGAGCGUGCAAACAACGAGAGUGACGCAAAUCGCCGUCCUCGAAGAGUUUUCUGUGUGUCUCGUUAUUGCAGACCGAUCCCUCGUCGCUUAUCCGCUGGAUGUGGUGGCACCAGUGUCGAACUUCCCCGCGCCAGCCCACGACAACCCGCGACGGGCGCCACAGAGGCUGGCCAAGGACGUGGCUUUCUUUGCCACGGCGCGCAUGAAGGAGCGUAUGCUGGUCUUUUUCAAGCGGAAAGAAGGCAUGCACAACACGUUCAAGGUCCUCGAACCCGUCUUCCAGAAGGCAACCGAGAAGAGGCCUAGGAUCUUUGGCGGCCGCAAGGGCCCGGGGGGCAGCACCGAUUCGUUCCGCGACUACGACGAGUUCUACCUCCCGACAGAAUGCUACUCGCUCAAUCUCUUCCAGAGCUACAUUGCGGUUUCUACCGCAAAGGGAUUCGAACUGCUGACCCUCGACAAGAAGCAGACGAUGUCGAUCCCUGACCUGAAGCAGCCGGCCAUCGCCAACAUCGCAGGUCGAAUUCGGGAUCAGAGACCGCUGGGCAUGUUCAAGCUGAACGACCAGGAGUUCUUGCUAGCAUACGAAGACUGCGCUGUGUACGUCGAUAAACACGGCGACGUGAGCCGCACCCUCAUUAUGGAAUACUCGGGCAAGCAAAAGAAGGCGACGAGCGCCACCAUGUACGGCCAGUAUCUCCUCCUCUUCAACGGAGACUAUGUCGAGGUGCGAAACGCCGAGAACGGGCGCCUCCGACAGAUUAUCGCCGGCCGGGACGUGAAAUGCCUCGACUUUGGCGUCAGAGGCCCCACGGGCGGCAACUCGUCAAACACGCAGAGCUGGCUGAGCGGACAGACCCCCGCGGGAGAAGACUCCAAGGGGACGGUCAAGAUCUCGAUGAGCCAUCCCGAGCAGCACGGCGUGCAGGUUGUGUUGGAGAUGCUCCUCAACGAUGGGCAUAUGGAGAAAUAG